AUCUUGGAUUGGAUGGAUGGUUGAAGUGUGUGGGAAAUUGAAAGCGUGCCGGGAAAAGUUUCAUUUGCCUGGAAAAUACCAUCGGAUCCGAUUUUCCUGGAAAAGUAACUCAUCGAACAAUUCUCUCUUUUUCUCCAUAUCGCCUUCACUUCAAUCUCUUGCUAAAGCAGUUCCGAUUUAUGAAUCGAUUCAUCCACCAUAUAAACUCAGCUACCUUCCGAUGUCGCAAGAGGAGCUAGCCAAGCAAGCUAUAAAGCACGCAUUGAAGGCGCUUAAGAAACGACAUUUAGUCGAAGAAGGGGCUCAUGCUCCUGCUUAUAUUGCUCUUUCUCGGCCAAUCAUUUCCCAGGGUUCGGAAUGGAAAGAGAAAGCUGAAAAAUUGGAAAUAGAACUUCAACAAUGUUAUAAAGCGCAAUCAAGAUUAUCUGAGCAGCUUGUGGUGGAAGUAGCUGAAUCCAGAACAUUAAAGCUUUUCUACAAGAGAAAGAAACUGCAAUGGCUGAAUUGGAGAAGGAGUUGACCCAAACGAGGUUUGAUGUAUCCUUUAUGGCUUGGCUUGCAAGGGUUGGAUUUGGAGUUGAUUUGAACAUUGUUUAUUAGGACAGAGAU
Messenger RNA from Gossypium raimondii (Peruvian cotton), 609 nucleotides. RefSeq names its product autophagy-related protein 16. The record is from RefSeq and is a predicted model, not a curated record. The transcript has 3 exons. NCBI's taxonomy places the organism in Eukaryota, Viridiplantae, Streptophyta, Magnoliopsida, Malvales, Malvaceae. Bases 17 to 520 code for a protein of 167 amino acids.